GAAGACCUGCAUGGUCACCCUGAUCACCAACCCAAACAACUUUUUUUUCCUCCUGUCCCGGCCCCUCCUCCCUUUCCUUCUGGCAAUCCUAGUGGUUCCCUAGGGCGCAAUGCUCCCUUCCAUCUUGAGUGGUAGCUCCUUUUCGUUCUCAAGAGGAUCUGUUUCUGUUCCCCGUUUUCCUGUUUUUCCUCAAAAAUCGUCCUCUUGUCGCCUAGCCCGGAUUGUGCAAAAUGGACCCGAAGGAGAGCUUGCUUUCGCGGGCACAAAUCGCACUCCAGCCCACAAGCAAAAUGGCGGCUGUUUGGCUUCGCCCUGGUAACCCUGCCCCUGCCAGGCGGGACGGGUGAACCCCGUGCAGUGGGAGGAAGGGAGGGGGAGAACCGACGCCAUUUUCCCAGAGAGAGAGGCAGUGACAUAGGAGGGAGCGUAGGCGGCUGCGAGGAGGGAGACACGGGAGCAGGAGCAGGAGCGGCGGCCGCGGCAGCAGUGGCAGUUGGGGGAUUGUGCAGAAAUCCCAAGGAGAAGGCGCCUCUCAGCUAGUCCUCGCGGGGCUCUGUGCGGCGAAUAACCUUCGGGUCCUCACCACUGACCCUCCCCCCUUCCCCCCGGGCUGCUGAGGGCUACGUCCUGCUCAGACAAGGGACAUCCGCAGUGGGACUGUUGCAUUGUUUUGGUUGGGAUAAGAGAGGGGCUCAGUUAAGGGGGUGCUGCUGCCUGGCCUGUGAUCAUUACAGAGUUUUUGGAUGCACUUAGAUGUUUGCAAUGAGCACUGUGGCUGGCAUGCCCCAGUGUUUUGGAUACCGAUGCAUAGAACUCCAUAGUAAUCGAAUUUAUCAGAAACGAACGUCAUGAGCAUAGUGGUCCCAUUGGGGGUUGACACAGCAGAAACUUCAUAUUUGGAAAUGGCUGCAGGCUCAGAACCUGAAUCUGUAGAAGCUAGCCCUGUGGUAGUUGAGAAGUCAAACAGUUAUCCGCACCAGCUAUAUAACAGCAGCUCUCAUUCACACAGUUACAUUGGUUUGCCUUAUGCGGACCAUAACUAUGGCGCUCGCCCUCCUCCAACACCUCCAGCUUCUCCUCCUCCAUCAGUUCUGAUAAGCAAGAAUGAAGUAGGCAUAUAUUCUGCUCCCAAUUUCGAUGAGACCUCCAGUGCUACUACUAUCAGCACAUCUGAGGAUGGAAGCUAUGGAACUGAUAUAACCAGGUGCAUUUGUGGAUUUACACAUGAUGAUGGAUAUAUGAUCUGCUGUGACAAAUGCAGUGUUUGGCAGCACAUUGACUGCAUGGGGAUCGAUAGGCAGCAUAUUCCUGACAUAUACCUGUGUGAGCGUUGUCAACCUAGGAGUUUAGAUAAAGAGAGGGCAAUGUUGCUACAGCGUAGAAAAAGGGAAAAUAUGUCAGGUGUUCACAUGUUGUCAUCCGCUUUUAUAUUGAAAUCACGUGGACCAGUGGCAGGGGAAAAUGAUGGGGACACCAGUGCAACAGAAAGUGGUGAUGAGGUACCUGUAGAACUCUAUACUGCUUUUCAACACACACCAACUACAAUUACUCUGACUGCUACACGAGUUACCAAGGUCACUGAGAAGAAGCGGAAAAAAAGUGGUGAGAAAGAACAAAACAUCGCAAAAUGUAAAAAGGCUUUUCGUGAAGGUUCUAGAAAAUCUUCAAGAGUUAAGAAAAAAAUAAUAAUUCUGACUUCUGAUGUUUUGAAGAAAGAGGAGGCUCAAGGAGAGGGCUCAGCUCCAGAGAUUGAUCCUUCUGACAGUUCAAGUUUUGGAUGGGAAACUAAAAUCAAGGCGUGGAUGGAUCGUUAUGAAGAAGCAAACAACAACCAAUACAGCGAAGGUGUCCAGAGGGAAGCACAAAGAAUAGCUUUGAGAUUAGGAAAUGGAGAUGAUAAAAAAGAAGUUAUCACAAAUACUAUCUUCAAACCUCCAGUAGAGAGCUAUAUUCAAAAAAAUAAGAAAAUCCUAAAAGCUGCCAAAGACUUGCCUCCAGAUGCACUUAUUAUUGAAUAUCGAGGAAAGUUCAUGCUGAGAGAACAAUUUGAAGCUAAUGGAUAUUUCUUUAAGAGGCCAUACCCCUUUGUUCUCUUCUAUUCAAAAUUCCAUGGACUAGAAAUGUGUGUGGAUGCGAGAACCUUUGGUAAUGAAGCUCGAUUUAUCAGACGUUCCUGUACACCCAAUGCUGAGGUUAGACAUGCCAUUGAAGAUGGAACCAUUCAUCUUUAUAUCUACUCGAUCCAAAACAUUCCAAAAGGAACAGAAAUAACCAUUGCAUUUGAUUUUGAUUAUGGAAAUUGCAAAUACAAAGUGGACUGUGCUUGCCUGAAAGAAAAUCCUGAAUGCCCAGUUCUUAAACGAGCCUCUGAACCUACAGAAAACAUAAAUACGGGCUAUGAAACUAGAAGGAAAAAGGGCAAAAAGGAAAGGGAUGCUUCAAAAGAGAAAGAAACACAAAAUCAGAACAUCACCUUGGACUGUGAAGGAGCAACCACCAAAACGAAGUUUCCAGACAACAGACAGAGAAAGCUUUCGCCCCUUAGGCUAUCAAUCUCAAAUAAUCAGGAGCCAGAUUUUAUUGAGGAUAUAGAAGAAAAAACUCCUAUUAGCAAUGAAGUAGAAAUGGAAUCAGAGGAGCAGAUUGCAGAAAGGAAAAGGAAGAUGACCAGGGAAGAACGGAAAAUGGAAGCCAUCCUUCAAGCUUUUGCCAGGUUAGAAAAAAGAGAAAAAAGAAGAGAGCAGGCUUUGGAAAGAAUCAGCACAGCUAAAACUGAAGUUAAAUCUGAAUGCAAGGAUGUACAGAUUGUCAAUGACACAGAAUAUGUUCAGGAACCAGCAAAAGAGGAAUCUGCCAGCAAGCCAACCCCUGCCAAAGUCAAUAGGACAAAACAGAGAAAAAGCUUCUCUCGGAGCAGAACUCAUAUUGGACAGCAGCGGAGACGGCAUAGAACUGUUAGCAUGUGUUCAGAUAUCCAGCCAUCCUCUCCUGAUGUGGAAGUUAAUUUGCAGCACAAUGAGUCUGAAAACACUGCACUUUCAGUUGAGCCUGAAACAGAGACAACUGUUGCUGAAAUAGUUACUGAACCGGAAGCCCCAGCACUUAAUAAAUGCCCUACUAAAUACCCUAAAACAAAAAAGCACUUGGUGAGUGAGUGGCUAAGUGAGAAAAAUGAGAAGUCAGGAAAACCUACAGACAUCCUCUCAGAAAAGCCUCUGCGUAUAACAACAGAUCCUGAAGUUUUGGCAACGCAGCUGAAUUCUUUACCAGGUCUCACUUACAGUCCACAUGUAUAUACUACUCCGAAGCACUAUAUUCGUUUUACAUCUCCAUUCCUUUCCGAAAAAAAGAGGAGAAAGGAACCUGUGGAUAACAUUAUUGGCUCUUGCAAGAAGCGUUGGUUGAAGCAAGCUUUGGAAGAAGAAAACUCAGCAGUUGUAGAUAGGUUUGAUUCGCCAUCUCAUGAAAGAUCUAGAAGUCCUGCAAUCAGUGGUGAAAGUAGAAGCCCAUUAUUAUUGAAUGAUAGCUGUUUCUUACCAGACCUCACUACACCACUAAAAAAACGAAGACUAUAUCAGCUGUUGGAUUCUGCCUAUUCAGAAACCUCGACACCUACUCCUUCUCCAUAUGCCACACCAACCCAUGCUGAUCUCUCUGCCUCAGAUCCUUUGUUGUUUGCUACUCCUCCGAGAAUUAAAGCAGAAGAUGAAACCUGUAGGAAUGGCUACAAAACCAUUUACUCACCUGUUACUCCAGUGAUUCCAUGUUUACAUGGAAAUGCAAUGCACUUUGAGAAUAUUUCUUCACCUGAAAGCUCCCCAGAAGUUAAGAGGCGAACGUAUAAUCAAGAGGGAUAUGACCGGUCACCAUCAGCAGUGCUAGCACUCAACUCCUUCAGAAAUUCCAAUCUAGCAGAAAUGUGCCUGCAAGAAAUAAAGACUAUUGGAUAUUCCAGUCCAAGGAGUAGGACCGAUGGUACCAGGCAGUGCUCUGGAGAAAAGGAAGCAGCCUCAGACCUCCAGUUGGGACUCGAAGCAAUUGAGCAAAGUGCACUGCAUAAACCCUCGGAUGCCCCCUGUCAUGAUAGGACUGAUUCAAACAGCCAACUAGAAACUGCUCACUGCGGACGGGGAACUGUUUACUCUACCUGGGUAAAGAGUCCCGACAGGACAGGUGUAAACUUCUCAAUGAAUUCUAAUUUGAGGGACUUAACUCCUUCACACCAGUUGGAGGUAGGAGGUGGAUUCCGGAUAAGCGAGUCAAAGUGCCUGAUUCCUGAUGAUGCUCGAGGCAUGUUCAUGGAUGCGCCUGUUUUUUGUUCUUCUGAAGAUGGACUUUCAGCUGGCUUUGGAAGGACUCUCAAUAGUGAUAACUUGAUGGAUGGAAAUUGCACACCCCAGAAUCCACCACAAAAGAAAAAGGUAUCGCUUCUAGAAUAUCGUAAGAGGCAACGAGAAGCCAGAAAAAGUGGCUCUAAGGCAGAAAGCUUUUCCCUUGUUACAAUGUCACCCCACACAGCUAGCGGGGGAAACAGUGGUGCUGCUGAUGGGUAUAACAGCAGUGAAAGUGGGGAGCAAGCAGAGAGGGAGCACACAACUAGCCUGCCUUUACCAGGGCCAGUUGCUGAUUAUAGCGCCGCUUCAGAAGAACCUGAAAACUCCUCUUCAUCAAAAGAAGUUUCCAGCGAGAAGAAUGAUCCAGAGGUUCAAUGGACUGCUUCAACUUCAGUGGAGCAAGUGAGGGAGCGCAGUUAUCAGCGAGCUUUGCUUCUUAGUGACCAUAGGAAAGACAAGGACUGUGAUCCUGAUCCUGAAAAUCCUGAGCCCACAAGUGAAUGUCUGUCCCCUGAUACUUCUCUGAAGACUUGCAAAAGUCCUUUAAAAGUGAGCAAGCCUUCUUCACCAAGUCCUGCAGUUCCUGCUCAAUCUCUUGGGAAAACGCCCACAAAACAGGAAUCCCAGUGGGAGUCUGCAGGAGAUACGCCAGAGGCCGAGCACAUGACUCACCCCAAACCUGACCAGCAGCAGAAACCGCUGACAAACAACAUUGAAGCACUUUCAAAAAACCAUCAAUCCCAGCCCCAUUUGCGUAAUGCAGGAGAACAACUCUCUCAUUUGCAAAAGAUGCCUUCUACACCAUUGAAGCUACACUGUCCCCCUUCCCCUCACGUAGAAAAUCCUCCAAAGUCAUCUACUCCCCACACACCUGUACAGCAUGGCUACCUGUCACCAAAACCUCAUUCACAACAGUUAGGAUCACCAUACAGACCUCAUCAUCCUCAGUCACCUCAAGUUGGAACACCUCAAAGAGACUCUCAUAGAAAUUUUUAUGCAGCAACACAGAACCUUCAGCCUAGUACCCAGCAACAGCCUAGUGGAACACUGUUUCCCCAAACAGCUUCGGUAUCUUAUAAUCAGUUUCACCAACAAAAUUUGACCACUACAGCUCCGCCCCCACCCCCGCCCCCUUCCUCUACCUACUAUCAAAACCAGCAGCCCCCCUCAGGAAACUUCCAAAAUUACAGUCAGUUGAAAAGUAGCAUACCGCCACAGCAAACUGUAUUUCCCUCUGGACCAAAUCAAGCGCUUGUUGGUACAACAUGCCAGCAGACCGUUUCAGGGCACCAUGUUACUAGUGGGCAUUUUUUGCCAUCUCAGACUCCCAGUAUUCACCACCAGACUCCAGCAGUUGUUGCUGCUGCUGCUCCUCCUCCACCACCACCGCCUCCUGCUCCAGGACCUCAUCUUGUGCAGCAGCAGCAGCAAACUUCUCAUCAGCAGCAUGCCGUGGCACAUGUCGUAGGUCCAGUGCAUGCAGUAGCAGUGGCCCCUGGGUCACACAUCCAUUCUCAAGCUGCUGGUCAUCAUCUACCACCACCACCACCUCCUCCUGGUCCCCUUCCUCACCACCAUCCUGCUCACCCCACAACAGCUCACCAAGGUUUGCAAGCACAACACCAGCAUGUAGUAAAUUCAGCGCCGCCGCCGCCACCACCUCCACCACCCACCACCGUUUUAGGCUCUGGGCAUCACACAACAUCAGCGCAAGGACUGCAUCAUCCAUCUCAUCAAGGGCCCCCACUUUUCCCUUCAAGUGCUCACUCAGCAGUUUCUUCCUACCCAUCACAACCUCCACACCACACCCCUUUGGGACCUGGACCUCAGCAUCAGCCUGCUGCAACAGGACCUCAUUGUCCACUCCCAGGUCAGGGUCCUCACAUCCAGCCUCAAGGACCAAACAGUAUUCCAACACCUACAGCUUCAGGGUUCUGUCCUCAUCCUGGCUCUGUAUCCCUUCCUCAUGGGGUGCAAGGACCUCAGCAGGCAUCUCCAGUGCCUGGUCAAAUACCUAUUCACAGAGCACAGGUGCCACCAACGUUUCAAAACAAUUAUCAUGGGUCAGGGUGGCAUUAAAAUGGACCCCUUGCUUCUAAACAUUUUAAAAAUGUUCUGUAAAAACUGUAUAUUUCAUAUGUACCUGUUCAAGGUACUUUUUAAAGCUUGUACAUGAUACUUUGUAUAAAAGCAAACACCAGUGCGCGCGCUCUCUCUCUCUCUCUCAUUGGUUUCUUUCAAAUUUUGCUUUUAAAAAUUCCUGAAACUGUGCUGUUGAGCCAGUAUUAGGUAUUUUUUAUUUUGUACGUGAACAUUCCAGCUGUUUGUUCUGGCAGUAGAUUUGAUGCUGCAUAACUUUAAAUUUUAUUGUUGCAGUUAAAUUCAUUUAGUUAAUGUUUUCUGUAUUUACUUUUUAUACAUAUGUAAUUAAAAUAAGUACACAGCUAAGUGAUGGCACUAACAGGUUUUUCAUCUUCUGUCAACAGUUUGUGUGCAUAUAGAUAGAAAAUGCAAUACAGAUUUUUAUAGUUUGAUGUGGACAUGGCUCUUAUUUCAACAGUUAUUUGCAGACAUUGUAAUUUAAUGUAUAGAUUGUUUCUAAUGUCUCUGACAGGUGCUGUAAAUACUGUUUCUUUUGCGUGUAAAACUGCUUAAUGCUUCUCCUCAUUUGAUAUAGUAUUGUACAUACAAGUCUUUUGCAAAAGCGUGUGGUUUGUGGAAGUAGUACAGUAUAUGAACUUUAAUUUUUUUUAAUAUACUGUCACAUUGCAGCACUGGUUGGGCAUUUUAAUUCAUGUUAAUAAAUCACAAUUAUGUCAGUUUUAACAA
This is a messenger RNA of Hemicordylus capensis (graceful crag lizard), 7163 nucleotides long. RefSeq names its product lysine methyltransferase 2E (inactive) (gene KMT2E). The record is from RefSeq and is a predicted model, not a curated record. Gene Ontology annotation, molecular function: protein binding. Lineage: Eukaryota; Metazoa; Chordata; Lepidosauria; Squamata; Cordylidae. Bases 849 to 6413 code for a protein of 1854 amino acids. The transcript has 27 exons.